AGGGAGGCCCAUAAAAGUGCAAAUAGCAGCUGUCUGCAGUUCUGGAUAUUUUUAUUUUUGUGUAACACGGUGACAUGGGUGUUAAGUCUACAUUUUAGUGUAAGUCAGGUUGACCCAGUUGCUGUGAAGGUAGCUGUUCUCCGUGGUAGGAAGAGAAGGGAAAGCUGUUGUUGGAAAGGAUAAUUUGGAAGCUCGACUUCCAUCCCUGCUGGGCAGUUUUUGGUGAAAUUGUCUGACUUUUGCCAGACUGCCCUACCUCAUCUGUGCUCUGAACCCUUCCAGGUAUGGAUCAGUCAACAUAAUUUGCACCAGGCCUUUCCUUCCUCAAGUCCUGGGAGGCUGCGUCCGGUGCUGCUGCAGAUUGCAUGUCAGCACCAAGCCCCCAGCUGCUGGUGGCAGCAGCCCAGCAGACGCUGGGCAUGGAAAAGAGAAAGCGGCUGCCGCGACCUAUCUGCCUUCAGUUGGCCGCACAGGUGCUGGCUGUGGCCCGGGGGCUGAAGCCAGCUAUGCUCUAUGAUUACAGUUGUGUAGGCGCAUCAGCGCUCCGGACCUACCUGGGGGAGCUUCGGGGGCUGGGCCUCCCAACCCCGGGACUCCACAUUCUUGAGAUUGGGGAACACAACUUGAUCGUCAACCUGGAGCGUGUGUGUCAGCACUUGGAGCAGGUGUUGUGUGGGGCCUCAGCCUUUGUGGAUGUGUCCGGCUCCCAGCCUCAGCCUUCCGUCUGCUCCCUGGACCAGCUUCCGGACUUGAAAGCCGUCGUGGCUGAGGUCAUCACCCACUUGCGGGGGCUGCAGCCAUCCCUGGACAUCUCUCACAGCAGGCUGGCUGCCUCACACUGGAAUCUCUGUACUGUGUUUGGCGUCCUUCUAGGCUACCCAGUUCCCUACACCUUUCGCUUGAACCAGGCAGAAGACAACUGUUUAGCCAUGAUUCCACUACGGGUGUUCACUGUUCGUACGUCAUGGCUCUUAGAUCAAGCUCUGGUCCUGUUCUCAUUUAGUGUCCCAGAGAGCUUGUUUCAAUCUCUGAGGGACAUUCUCAACACCUGGGAGAAGGACCUCAGAACCCUAUUCAGAACCCAGCAUGACUUUGCUGACCUCAGCAUCUCCACUGAAAUGGUUACCUUGCCAGCUGUGGCUCUGUGACUUUAUCCUCUCUUGUCCAAGUUACUCUGAAUGAUCAUCUCUGAGUUGGAGAGGGCAAAUAAAAAUCAACUUAGGUACUGAUUCCAGGUGCCUCGAGAACACUAGAGAAAAAUGCUAUGAUGAAUUGGCCACCUAAUUGCCAUUUGUACAUUAGCAAGUCUGUGUAGUAGAUAUUUCAUUUUUCACUCUGUAAGAGCUGGAAGGAAGGAAAUG
Molecule: messenger RNA, 1361 nt
Organism: Ochotona princeps (American pika)
Lineage: Eukaryota; Metazoa; Chordata; Mammalia; Lagomorpha; Ochotonidae
Gene: C10H1orf74
Product: chromosome 10 C1orf74 homolog
Exons: 3
Coding region: 366-1148 (260 amino acids)
Source: RefSeq, a predicted model, not a curated record